Sclerotinia borealis F-4128 is the source of this 4071-nucleotide messenger RNA. The record is from the annotation of a GenBank genome assembly. Lineage: Eukaryota; Fungi; Ascomycota; Leotiomycetes; Helotiales; Sclerotiniaceae.
AUGGCAUACUUCAAAUUGUCUGGAGACUCUUGCUUCACACCAGCUGAGGCAGUGAAGCUCGCUGCUAGAAUCAAUGAUCUUCAUUCAGUAAAGGUCGAACUUAAGGGUGUUUGGGUUCAUUAUACUCAUCUGCGCCAUUCUGAUCCCGAUACUGAGGCCAAAAUCAAACAACUUCUUCCGGGUGUUUUGACUUCAGAUUCAAAGGCAAUACUGGCGGAUAAGCCGGGAAGCAAGAUAUAUUAUAUUACUCCGCGGAAUCUUUCUCCUUGGAGUUCCAAGGCCACAAAUAUCGCACAUGUAUGCGGUCUUCAAUCCCAAGUUCAACGAAUCGAAAGAGGUCGGGCUAUAUUGAUACAAUUCGCGGAUCCAUCCGAGGCAGAGGGAGAGGAUUUGCCAUUCAAAGAUGUGCUUUACGACCGCAUGACUGAGAACAUUAGUGCCGAAGAACCAGAUGUGCACAAGAUAUUCGAAGAAGGGGAGCCAAUUCCCCUGGAAGUUGUUGACCUUUGGGUAGACGGUUCAUCACCAAUCGAAAUUUUGAAAGCAUAUAACGUGAAGCGUGGUCUAGCUUUAGACGCACCGGAAAUGGAGUACCUUGUGGAGAAAUACACUCAACACGGAAGAUCCCCUACCGACGUUGAAUUGUUUAUGUUUGCGCAGGUCAAUUCUGAGCAUUGUAGACAUAAGCAGUUUAAUGCGAACUGGACAAUUGAUGGCAUGGGCAGGGAUAGGAGUUUAUUCGAAAUGAUUCGAAACACUCACAAGAAAAAUCCGGAUUAUACCAUAUCAGCGUACAGCGACAAUGCCGCCGUGUUGCAAGGAGAGAUGGCAAGUCACUGGGCCCCCGAAUACUCUACUGGUAGCUGGAAGCAGACCCCUGAGGUCGUGCACAUUGUAGCAAAGGUCGAGACUCAUAACCAUCCUACGGCAAUUUCACCUUUCCCGGGAGCAGCAACUGGUUCUGGCGGAGAGAUCCGAGAUGAAGGUGCCGUUGGUAGAGGAUCCAGCCCGAAAGCUGGUCUUUGUGGAUUCUGGGUUUCAGACCUGUUGAUUCCUGGACACAAGCAACCGUGGGAAAUGGAUGUUGGUAAGCCGGCACAUUAUGCCAAUAGUUUGGAUAUCAUGUUGGAGGCACCAAUUGGUAGUGCCAGAUUCAAUAACGAAUUUGGUAGACCUUGUCUUGCUGGCACGUUCCGUACUCUUCUCACAGAUGCAGAUGCCUCAACGGAUGAGUGUCGUGGGUAUCAUAAGCCCAUCAUGAUCGCCGGUGGACUCGGUACUGUCAGACCAGUACACGCUCUCAAGAAUGGCAAUGAUGUGAAACCAGAAGCUCAUGUAAUUGUUCUUGGUGGCCCAGCAAUGUUGAUUGGUCUUGGUGGAGGCGCAGCCUCAAGUAACACAUCUGCUGGAGAAAGCUCAGUGGAGCUUGACUUCGACAGUGUGCAGCGAGGAAACCCAGAAAUGGAAAGACGAGCUCAGAUGGUGAUUGAUCAUUGCAGAGCCAUGAAGGACGAAAACCCUAUCGCGUUCAUCCAUGACGUAGGAGCUGGUGGACUGUCCAAUGCUUUACCCGAACUUGUAAAUGAUGCCGGCUACGGUGGUAAAUUCGAAUUGAGAAAUGUUGAAAGCGCAGAUGGUAGCAUGAGCCCCCUACAAAUCUGGUGCUGUGAAGCCCAAGAACGCUACGUCUUGAUUGUCAAUAAGGAAGAUCUUGCUAGGUUUACCAGCAUUGCUAAGCGUGAACGAUGUGGCUUCUCCAAUGUCGGAACUGUUGUCCCUAAAGACCAAGAUGGAGUUGCCAAACUUGUGGUGACUGACCGCGACUCGACAGAGCACCCUACACCAAUCGAUCUUCCUAUGUCUACCUUGUUCCCUAAAGACAGGAAAUUGGACAGGAUCGUGAAGUCCAGGAAGCCACAGCUUCUUCCAUUCAACGCAGAGAAGUCUCUCAGGGAAGCUUAUCCCCAAAUUCCUGAUCAUGAUCUCCUAAGAAUGGCGAUCGAGCGUGUCCUUUCUCUGCCCUCCGUUGGAUCCAAAUCCUUCCUCAUUACUAUCGGCGAUCGAACUGUGGGAGGUUUAACAGUUCGAGACCAAAUGGUUGGGCCAUGGCAAACUCCUGUUGCAGAUGUAGCUGUCACGGCUACUGCUCUUAACAUUGGUGGCAAGCUUAAGACCGGUGAAGCUAUGGCUAUGGGUGAAAAGCCUACGCUGGCUUUGAUUUCGGGUCCAGCUUCCGCUAGAAUGGCUGUUGCCGAAAGUUUGAUGAACAUUGGAGCAGCACAUCUUCUGGGUAACCUACCCCGUAUCCGUUUGUCCGCAAAUUGGAUGGCUGCAGUAAACCAACCUGGUGAAGGUGCAUCUUUGUAUGAGUCAGUCCAAGCAAUUGGAAUGGAUCUUUGUCCUAAGUUGGGAAUCAGUAUCCCAGUCGGUAAAGAUUCGACAUCAAUGAAAGCUUCAUGGAAGGAUCAAAAGACUGGAGAUUCGAAGACAGUUACGGCUCCUAUGACCGUAGUCAUCUCUGCCUUUGCACCAGUAGCGAAUAUUCGUAACACAUGGACACCUGCACUUCGAAGACUUGAAGAUGUCGGAGAAACUAUACUAAUGUAUGUUGACCUUGCCCAAGGUCACAAAGCUAUGGGUGGAUCGGCACUUGCGCAAUCUCUCGGUCAAAUUGGAGAUGAGGCACCAGAUGUUAGGGACUCUGAUCUCAUUAUUGACUACUUCGACGCAUUGCAACAAUUACAUGAGUCUGAUGUUGUAUUGGCCUAUCAUGAUAUCUCCGAUGGUGGUUUAUUGACUACGAUCGCCGAAAUGAUGUUUGCUGGACGGUGUGGUGCUGAGAUCAUGCUCGAUGGAGUAUCCAAAAGCUCAUCCUCAUCUCAUGUUAUCGAAGCUUUAUUCAAUGAAGAACUUGGAGCUGUUUUUCAAGUCCGAAAAUCGGAUGAGGUUAAUUUCAGGAGAUGUUUUGCUACUUGCGGGCCUCCUCCAGGACUCAUUAGAAAGAUUGGACGAGUCCCAGCUGCAUCGAAACAGCAACUCGCCAUUCGUCACGGACAGAAGUCGAUCUUACACAUGUCUAGAUCUGAUCUCCAACAACAAUGGACCAGAACAUCUUACCAGAUGCAACGUCUUAGAGACAAUGUUGACUGUGCUGAUGUGGAGUUUGAGAACAUCAAAGAUGAUCGCGAUCCUGGUCUCCACUAUACCCUUACCUAUGAACCUAAGGAGAAGAUUCUGCCACUAACAGCAUCAAUCACAUCCACUUUUGCAAAAGCACCUCGUGUAGCUAUCCUCCGUGAACAAGGAGUUAAUGGUCACGCCGAAAUGGCAUUCGCGUUCAAGGCUGCAGGAUUUGAUCCUAUUGAUGUGCACAUGACUGACAUUAUCUCCGGCCACUAUUCUCUCGCCAAUUUUGUUGGUAUUGCUGCCUGUGGUGGUUUCUCUUAUGGUGAUGUCCUCGGUGCCGGUCGCGGUUGGGCAAAUUCCAUUCUUAUGCACGAGCAAAAAGCCCGACCAGAGUUUGAGAAUUUCUUCAAACGUCCAGAUACUUUUGCAUUGGGUGUAUGCAAUGGUUGCCAGAUGCUUAGUCGUAUAUCCGAAUUGAUACCGGGUACUUCUCAUUGGCCUGUGUUCGUUGAUAACCAAUCUCAGCAAUUCGAAGGUAGAGUCAGCAUGGUAAAGAUUCAAGACAACGCCAAAAAGCCAUCUGUGUUCCUUCACGGCAUGAAUGGAAGUUCCCUACCCAUCGCCGUUUCUCACGGUGAAGGUCAAGCUUCUUUCAAGAACGAUACCGACUUGGCAGCCAUGAACGCAGAUAACCUCAUCCCAAUCAGAUAUACCGACAACUUUGGUAAACCAACCAUGAGAUACCCAUACAAUCCAAACGGUAGUCCUGAAGGUAUAGCAGCAGUUAGAAGUUUGGAUGGAAGAGUAUUGGCUAUGAUGCCACAUCCUGAGAGAACAAUCAUGGCAGAUGUGGGUAGUUAUGUGCCAAAGGAGAGUGUAGAGGAAUGGGGAGAGUUUGGACCCUGGGUGAGAAUGUUCAAGAGUGCUAGAAGAUGGGUUGGUUGA